UGAAAACGCUAAGGACAGAUAACUGCAUUGUUUACAAAUUUGUUCAAAACAAAACAAUUGUUUGAAAUAUUAGGAAUCUAUCUAAAGUUGAUGAAUGAUAAAAAUAGCAAUGUCUGUUGUUAUGAACACUGGACACAAAAUACCGUUGAUCGGAUUAGGAACGUUUAAAAUAAAAGGCAGUGACUUAGUGGCAACAGUAUUAGAAGCUGCAAUAUCAUCAGGAUACAGAGCUAUAGAUACAGCUAGUGUGUAUAAAAAUGAAGCUGACAUUGGAAGGAAUUUAAAAGAAAUAUUGCCAAAAUAUGAUCUGAAACGAAAAGACAUUUUUAUCACCAGUAAAUUAGGUCCAAAAGAUCAUGGAAAAGACAAAUGUCGAGCAUCGUGUUUAAAAUCUAUAGAAGUUCUACAAUGUGAUUAUUUAGAUUUAUAUUUGAUACACUGGCCUGGAGGACAGGGACUACAGCCUAGUGAUACCAGACACAAAGAUCUACGCCGUGAAAGUUGGCAGGCUAUGGAACAACUUUAUAAUGAAGGUAAAAUAAAGAAUAUAGGAGUAUCUAAUUAUCUACAGAGACAUAUAGAAGAAUUGUUAGAAUAUUGUACAAUACCUCCUGCAGUCUUACAGAUAGAAUUCCAUCCUCAUCUACAACAGAAACCUCUGAUUGAAUUUUGUCAAGAGAAGAAUAUAUUUUUCCAAGCAUACUCAUCACUAGGUACAUCUGAUGACAAUAAUAAAUUAUUGACAGACGAAGUUGUGAUCACAAUAUCAAAAAAAUUACAGAAAACACCAGCCCAGGUUUUACUCAGAUGGGCCAUUCAACAAAAUAUAGGAGUAAUUCCAAAAUCCACCAACAGUCAACAUAUAGAUGAGAAUCAGAAGAUUACGAAUUUUUCACUGUCCAGUGAGGAUAUGAAUAGUUUAAAUAACCUAGAGUCUUCUACUCAUUAUUGUUGGAAUCCAGAAUGUGUUUUAUGAUUUAAAAUUCUUUAUUC
Messenger RNA from Lottia gigantea (owl limpet), 993 nucleotides. RefSeq lists its product as hypothetical. The transcript is spliced from 7 exons. The record is from RefSeq and is a predicted model, not a curated record. Gene Ontology annotation, molecular function: oxidoreductase activity. NCBI's taxonomy places the organism in Eukaryota, Metazoa, Mollusca, Gastropoda, Lottiidae. Bases 95 to 976 code for a protein of 293 amino acids.